Daphnia pulicaria is the source of this 1120-nucleotide messenger RNA. It is a transcript of the gene mRpL45, whose product is annotated as probable 39S ribosomal protein L45, mitochondrial. Bases 92 to 1075 code for a protein of 327 amino acids. The transcript has 6 exons. NCBI's taxonomy places the organism in Eukaryota, Metazoa, Arthropoda, Branchiopoda, Diplostraca, Daphniidae. The record is from RefSeq and is a predicted model, not a curated record. Gene Ontology annotation, cellular component: mitochondrion.
AUUUGAUUUUCAUCUUGACGUCGUCUGCUGAGCACGAUUAAAUACAUAUUUUAUUUUGUUUGUUAUAAACUUGAGAAAAUCAUCGUAGACAAUGAGUUUAUCACAGUGGACGGGUCUCAGGACGUUGCUGACACCUUCGCUGUUAAAUGUACGCAAUGUUCCGGCGGUGAGUGCCGGAAUUCAAGUUCGACACAUCGCUAAACAUUGGCUUCCCCAGUUCAAGAAACUGAGAAGAUUGAAGGUUCAAAAAGUAAAGCUGCCCAAUUUUCGUGAGGAUCAAGAUGCCUCAAAAUUAACACCAGACCAGAUACGGGCAAGAAUGAAGGAACAAGGAAUGCUACCUCCCCGUUCUUGGAUGGAAAGGCCUGUAUUUGUCUCUGCAACAUCAUCUGUGUUUGAAGCAUAUGUUCCUCCAGAGGGUGAUGGAAAGCUAUCAGCCUUGACGCUUGGGGGUGCCAAACAAAGUAUGGAAUUGUUGUCCAAAAAGAGCAAGUCCAUGAUGGCUGUUAGAAAAAUCAAAAGCUUUGAAGAAGACUUUAGCACCAAAUAUUUCCCAGAAGAGGCUCAAGAAAUUUACCUCAAAGCACACAAAGCACUUGCAGAGAAAGAUGAUGAUACUUUACAUCAGUGUGUAACGGAGCUCUGUUACCCUUUGAUGACAGACGAUCUCCGGUCAUGUACUGUACGCUGGCAGUUUCUGAAAUCUCUUGAGCCUCCAAGAGUGGUCCACGCCAGGUGCACCGAAGUUAUCAACAAGGAGAAUAUUUUCUCACAGGUAACGGUUCGCUUUAACACUCAGCAAACACUAGCCGUUUACGACCGAUUCGGUCGCUUGAUCUACGGUAACGAAGUUGUUGCCAAAGACGUUCUCGAAUAUGUCGUCUUCGAAAAACACUUGGCCAAUGUGUACGGAUUGUGGAGAAUUCACGAAAAGAUCAUUCCCGACUGGAUGCCGGAGCGAGAAGCUGGAAAGAAAACCUACAUUAAACAAAAACCCGUUGUUGAAGUCGAGCCGGUCACUGAUUCCGUCGUUCAACCCGUCACCCCUACUGAAGGGUCGGCUGCUGUAGCAUGAAAGUGUGCUUAAUUUGAGUUAAUACAUUUGAAAUAGUCAUGAUGA